Messenger RNA from Fusarium musae, 1659 nucleotides. RefSeq lists its product as uncharacterized. The transcript has 3 exons. Gene Ontology annotation, cellular component: cytoplasm; nucleoplasm; nucleus. NCBI's taxonomy places the organism in Eukaryota, Fungi, Ascomycota, Sordariomycetes, Hypocreales, Nectriaceae. Gene Ontology annotation, molecular function: nuclear import signal receptor activity; protein binding. The record is from RefSeq and is a predicted model, not a curated record. The coding region runs from base 1 to 1659 and encodes 552 amino acids. Gene Ontology annotation, biological process: NLS-bearing protein import into nucleus.
AUGGCUGAGCGAUACAUUCCCGAGCAUCGCCGAACUCAGUUCAAGGCUAAGAAUACUUUCAAGCCUGAGGAGCUCCGUCGUCGUCGCGAGGAGCAGCAAGUCGAGAUUCGAAAGGCCAAGCGUGAGGAGAACUUGGCCAAGCGUCGAGGUAUUGGUACCGGUGAGAACCGCCCUGGUGCUUCUCUCGGUGCCGCCCCUGAUAGCGAUGAUGAGUCCGCUCCUACCGAGUCCCAGUUGAAUGAGGACCUUCCUCAGAUGGUGCAGGGUGUCUUCUCGGACCAAAUCGAUUCGCAGAUUCAGGCCACAACCAAGUUCCGAAAGCUUCUUUCUAAGGAGCGCAACCCCCCGAUCGAGGAGGUCAUCAAGACCGGCGUCGUUAGUCGUUUUGUCGAGUUCUUGCGAUCCCCUCACACCCUGGUCCAGUUCGAGGCUGCCUGGGCUCUGACCAAUAUUGCAUCCGGCUCCGCCACUCAGACACAGGUUGUCAUUGAGGCUGGCGCUGUCCCGAUUUUCGUCGAGCUUCUUGCUAGCCCCGAACCCGAUGUUAGGGAACAGGCCGUCUGGGCCCUCGGCAACAUCGCUGGUGAUAGCCCUCACUGCCGUGACUAUGUCCUAAGCUGUGGUGCUCUUAAGCCUCUCCUUAACCUUCUCGGCGAUAGCCGUAAGCUUAGCAUGCUCCGUAAUGCUACCUGGACACUUAGCAACUUCUGCCGUGGCAAGACCCCCCAGCCUGACUGGACUACCAUUGCCCCCGCUCUUCCUGUCUUGUCCAAGCUCGUCUACUCCCUUGAUGACGAGGUCCUCAUCGAUGCCUGCUGGGCCAUCUCUUACCUUUCCGAUGGAUCUAACGACAAGAUUCAGGCCGUUAUUGAGGCUGGCAUUCCUCGCCGACUGGUUGAGCUUCUCAUGCACGCUUCUACGUCCGUCCAGACUCCCGCCCUGCGCUCCGUUGGCAACAUCGUUACCGGCGACGACGUUCAAACACAGGUUAUUAUCAACUGCGGCGCCCUGCCCUGCCUCCUGUCUCUUCUGAGCUCUACCAAGGAUGGCAUCCGAAAGGAGGCUUGCUGGACAAUUUCCAACAUCACUGCCGGCAACUCUUCACAGAUCCAGGCCGUCAUUGAUGCCAACAUUGUUCCUCCUCUGAUCCACCUUCUGCAGAACGGAGACCUCAAAACCCGCAAGGAGGCUUGCUGGGCUAUUAGCAACGCCACUUCCGGUGGUCUGCAGAAGCCGGAGCAAAUCCGCUAUCUGGUUUCUCAGGGGUGCAUCAAGCCCCUGUGCGAUUUACUUGGCUGCCCCGACAACAAGAUCAUCCAGGUUGCCCUGGACGGCCUUGAGAACAUCCUCAAGAUCGGCGACCUUGACAAGCAGGCCGCUGGUGAGUCUGGCGACUCCAUCAACCGGUAUGCUCUGUUCAUUGAGGAGUGUGGAGGCAUGGAGAAGAUCCACGACUGCCAGAACAAUGCCAACGAGGAGAUUUACAUGAAGGCCUACAACAUCAUCGAGAAGUACUUCUCGGAUGAUGAGGAGAACGCGGACGAGGGUAUGGCCCAACAACCUGCUGGCCCCAACGGCACAUUCGGCUUUGGUACCAAUGGUGCUGCUCCCUCAGGCGGUUUCGACUUUGCCAAGGGUAGCGACGCCAUGGACAUGUAA